CACUGGGCUGGGAGCUGGCCGGCCUCUCCCCGCCCUAGCGAGGCAGGGCCCGCGCGGCCCCGUGCUUUCUCACCUCGCAGCUCUAGCCCUCAUGCCAGGAUGGCAGAAGAUGAGCCUGAUGCUAAGAGCCCCAAGACUGGGGCAAGGGCCCCACAAGGUGCUGAGGCUGGGGAACCCACAACCCUUCUCCAAAGGAUCCGAAGUACCAUUUCCAAGGCCGUACAGAACAAAGUAGAGGGAAUCCUGCAAGAUGUUCAGAAAUUCUCAGACAAUGACAAGCUGUAUCUCUACCUUCAGCUCCCCCCAGGUCCCAGCACUGGAGAAAAAAGCUCAGAGCUAAGCCCACUCACCAAUGAGGAGUACAUGUAUGCCUAUCGGUGGAUCCGCAACCACCUAGAAGAGCACACAGAUACCUGUCUGCCAAAGCAGAGUGUUUAUGAUGCCUAUCGGAAGUAUUGUGAGAGUCUUGCCUGUUGCCGCCCACUCAGCACAGCCAACUUUGGCAAAAUCAUCAGAGAGAUCUUCCCUAACAUCAAAGCCCGAAGGCUUGGUGGCCGGGGUCAGUCCAAAUACUGCUACAGUGGCAUAAGAAGGAAGACCUUGGUAUCUAUGCCACCCCUACCUGGACUGGACUUAAAGGGUUCUGAGAGUCCAGAAAUGGGUCCAGAAGUAACCCCCGCACCUCGGGAUGAACUGGUAGAGGCAGCCUGUGCCCUAACCUGUGACUGGGCAGAGCGAAUCCUGAAGCGGUCUUUCAGUUCCAUCGUUGAAGUCGCCCGCUUCCUGCUACAGCAGCAUCUCAUCUCUGCCCGAUCUGCACAUGCCCACGUGCUUAAGGCCAUGGGGCUUGGCGAAGAGGAUGAACAUGCCCCUCGGGAACGGUCAUCGAAACCCAAGAAUGGAGUAGAGAACCUGGACGGGGGAGCCCAUAAGAAACCAGAGAGACUGGCCCAGUCUCCAAAGGAGUUGGAAACCCGGGCUGGGCCCAGCCCUCAGGCACGUGGAGAGCGCAAGAAGAGUGUAAUUGAGAGCUCUGCACCAUCAGCCAGUAACCCGCAGGUCAAUGCUCUAGUGGCCCGGCUGCCUUUGCUCCUUCCCAGGGCCCCUCCCUCACUUGUUCCACCAAUCCGAGUUUCUUCACCCAUCCUGGCCCCCAAGCUUUCUUCAGGCACCCUACUGCCCCUGCCCAGUAGGGUUGGGGGACCCCAGGCAGCUGUGCCUAUCAUUAACAUGAUCUUACCAACAGUUCCUGCUCUGCCUGGACCUGGGCCAGGGCAAGCUUCACCUGGGGGACUCACUCAUCCCAGGGGCACAGAGAACAAGGAGGUAGGCAUAGGUGGUGACCCAGGACUCCAUGAUAAGGGUGUCAAGAGGACAGCUGAAGUACCUGUGAGUGAGGCCAGUGGACAGGACGCACCAGCUAAAGCAGCAAAGCAGGAUACAGAGGAUGUAGCAAGUGAUGCCAAAAGAAAACGUGGGCGCCCUCGAAAAAAGUCAGGUGGAAGUGGGGACAGAAAUUCCACCCCCGAGAAGUCAGCAGCUGCCACGGACUCUGCCCAGUCCUCGAGGUUACCAUGGGAGACAUGGGGCUCAGGAGGGGAAAGCAACUCAGCUGGAGGAUCAGAGAGGCCAGGGCCAGGGGUAGAGGCUGAGCAGGGAACAAUGUUUGCCCAAGCUCAGGAAGAUGGUGCCGUUUCCAAAGGAGGAAGGGGCCCCAGUUCCCGGCAAGCCAAAGAAGUAGAAGAUAAAAUUCCUCUUGUCACCUCAAAAGUGAGUGUCAUCAAGGGCAGUAGAAGCCAAAAGGAGGCUCUUCAGUUGGUAAAGGGAGAGAUAGAUGCAGCAGCACAGGGUAAUAAAGUCUUAAAGGGGCAUGUGCUUCAAAGUUCUUUAAUCCAUGAGCGUAAAGACCCAGAAGCAACACCCCCAUGAUAUCUGUGGAGAAGAGUGUCUGUUGUCCAUAUAUUAACUCUGCCUGCCUGCCUGGUAGAAGCCCUUCUUUACUGCACUUGCUUCUCAUUUGCUAUUCUUUGCCUAAGGUAGUCAUUCUCUGUAAGGACAGCUGAGUCGCCCAGUCUUACAGAGUGCCUGGUGGCUACCUCUAACCUUUCCAGCUUAAUACCUUGGCUUUAGUGUAACCAAUAAAUCUGUAAUGACCUUCUUACCUGAAUCCCUGUGCUCUCCUAUGGGAACACAGGGAUGGGUAAGUAUGAUGGAUAUACAGGUUAGAGAUUUUCUGGUUUUCAAUAUAGAAAAACCUAACUCAAACUGGCUUAAGAAAAAAGAAUUGCUGGGUGUGGUGGUGCAUACCUGUAAUCUCAGCUACUUGGGAGGCUGAGGCGGGAGGAUUACAAGUUUGAGGCCAGCCUAGGCAACUAGAUCAGGCAAUUUAGGGAGACCAUGUCUCAGAAUAAAGGUAUAGGCAGAAAAAAGUGGCAGAGACACUUGGGGGUGAGGGUUGGUGGGUAGAGAAAGUAAAAAGGAUUUAUUGUGUGUAACUGGAAAAUCCAGAGGUAGUGCCAGAUCCAGUGAAGCUUGGUAUGGUUGCUCAGUAUGUCUCUAAAUAUCUGAUUGGUUUUUAAUCUCACUGCUCAGCCUAAUGUAAAAUCAUCUUAAGUCUGGGCUACCUCAUAGCUACCAGCACUCCUAGGAUUACGUUUACUCAUUUAUGUCUAGCCAGAAAGAGAAGGUAUCAUUGUGCCUGAAAAUCCUGAAGAUUGGUUCUGAUUAGUCCAGCCUGGGUCAACAUCCACCCCUCAGUGUGGCCAGUAGGAUGAUACAUUAAGUUGCUUAUUCUAUACCAUGGACCAUACCAUUGGGGAAAAAGGUGGUGGAAUCAGAGUCCCCACAUGGAGACUGGGCAAGGGGAGUUGCUAGGAGGCAGCUGACACCCAACUACAACUACAAAGUGCAUGUGGUCUUGCCUUGCUGGGCUGAGACCAGCUAGGGCUGCUUCUUUUCUCAGUCUUGUAUUUCCCUUCCUGUAACUCUAACUUCUUUCUUCUUGUGCCAGUCCCAGAAAGAAGGAGAGGGAAUUCAUUCUUUAGGGACUCUUCUCAGUCUUACUUAGAUGGCACCAUCUUUUUUUCCACCUAUAUCUCAGUGAUGGAGCUCUUUCCAUUUCCUGUUUGAACUUUCUCCUCAUUUUUGCUUCCCUAUCUCCUUACUGACACUUUCACCAACUAGAGUGAAAGAUUUACUUCCUAGUCAUUUCUCUAAAUUCAUUCUGCGUCCACCAGGUGUCAGUCUCUUGUCGUACAUAAUCAGGACGGACUUGGCAAGACUGGGGUUUAGGCUAGAAGUAUGGAAGGACGUUGUUCUGCAUGUCCUGGAGCACUAAAGGAAGGAGAUCCAGACCUUCCGCAUGUGUCCCUGGGAAAAGCAGUAAACCAACUCCUUUGUUCUCUACAUAGGGUAGCUUUGGUCAGGGAAUCUUGGUUCUUCCCAAGAAAUACGGAUUUGUUUCAGGGAGAUACUCAUUUGCCCAUUUGUUUCCAUCACAGCAGAUUUUUUUUAAAAAAAUAUGUAAUAUUUGAUAUAUAAAGAAUAUAUGUAACAUGAGUAAAUUAUGAAAUAUAAUAAUAAAAUGAGUAACUAUGACCCUGUACUCGAUUCACACAUUAAAAUACCAUUGAGUUUUUGAUCCUCCCGAUCUUGUCCCCCUUCCUGUCUUUAGAGGUGAAGACUGUCCUUAAUUUUGUGUUUAUUAAUUAAUUGUUUUAUAUAUAUAUAUAUUUUAACCACAUAUGUAUACUUUAAAAGUAUAUUGUUUAGUUUUGCUUGUCUUUUAGCUUUACAAAAAUGUUACUCUACUACUACCUUGAUGUUUGCCUUUUUGCACUUACCAUUGUUUCUGAGAUUCAUCCAUGUUGUAAUAGCUGCGAUUAACCCAUUUUCAUCUGUAUAAUAUUACGUCAAGAGCAUAAACCACAAAUUAUUCACCAUUCACCUCUCAAUGCAUAUUUGGGCUGUUUCCAGAUUUUUGCUAUUAUGAACAAUGCUGCUAUGAACAUUCUUGUACAUGUUAGUGCCUUUGUUUUUAGCAAGAUUUCUAAAAAGGUUUCUAAGAUGGUCCUUUUGAUGGUACACCUUUUGAGCUGGAAAUGUUCCCUCUUGUUUUAUUCUCUGGAUGAGUUUAUAUCAGAAUGAAAUGAACUGUUCUUGAAUAUUUGGUAAAACUCACCUAUAAAGCCA
Molecule: messenger RNA, 4191 nt
Organism: Marmota flaviventris (yellow-bellied marmot)
Lineage: Eukaryota; Metazoa; Chordata; Mammalia; Rodentia; Sciuridae
Gene: Rfx5
Product: regulatory factor X5
Biological process (GO): regulation of transcription by RNA polymerase II
Molecular function (GO): RNA polymerase II cis-regulatory region sequence-specific DNA binding; DNA-binding transcription factor activity, RNA polymerase II-specific
Source: RefSeq, a predicted model, not a curated record